AUGGAUAAUUUGUUUUCACCAUCAACUUUAGCACUUGCUAUAUCAUUAGUACUUGUAUACAACAUAUGGAGGAUCAUAAAACCUUGUAACAAAUCAAAGGGUAAGAAACCACCACAACCAUCAUAUUCCUUACCUUUGAUUGGUCACCUCCAUUUACUAGGUAACAAAAUCCCCCUAGCAAGAAUCUUUGCUUCUCUCUCAGACAAAUAUGGUCCUAUCUUCCAAAUCAACUUAGGAGCAUACCCUGCCCUUGUUAUUUCCAACCAAGAAGCAAUCAAAGAAUGUUUCACCACAAAUGACAAAAUCUUAGCUUCAAGACCAAAGUCAAGUCAUGGAAUCUACCUUGGUUAUAACUUUGCUGGAUUUGGAUUUGCACCUUAUGGUCCAUAUUGGACUAAGCUAAGAAAAUUAGCCAUGCUUGAGUUACUCUCGCCUCGUCGCAUCGAAUCCUUGAGACAUGUUUACGAAUCGGAAAUUGAUACUUUGAUUAAGGAUCUUUCACUGUAUGUUAAAGAUGGAAAGGCUAAGGUUGUGAUUAGUGAAUGGUUGGAAAGGUUAACAUUUAACAUAAUGACAAAGAUGAUUUGUGGGAAAAGGUAUUUAGAGUAUAUGCAAGAUGUGGAUGAUGUUGAAGCACAUGGAAAAGUGCUAAAAUCUAUGAAAAGAGUUGCUAGAGAUUUGGAUAAAGUUGUUGGUAGAUGGGUUGAAGAACAUAUUGAGAAGAGUGAUGAUAUUGAUGAGAAACAUGAUUUUAUUGAUGUGAUGCUUUCUGUGAUUGAAGAUGAUCCUGUUUCUGGUCAUAGCCGUGAUACUAUCAUCAAGGCAAAUGUUAUGAAUCUUAUGCUAGCCGGAUCAGACACAACAUCAACAACAAUGACAUGGAUGUUAGCCAUAUUGUUGAAUAAUAUGAAUGCUUUAAAGCUUGUUCAAGAAGAGAUUGAGCAUCACAUAGGUCCACUAUUAGUACCCCACGAAGCAAAAGAAGAUUGUAACAUUCAAGACUAUUAUAUACCAAAAGGAACACGUGUGUUUGUUAAUGUGUGGAAAUUACAUAGAGAUCCAAGUAUUUGGUUAGAGCCAGAAAAGUUUUCACCUGAGAGAUUUAUUAAUGAGAAAGGUGAAAUUGAUCAUGAUGGUCAUCAUUUUGAAUAUCUCCCAUUUGGAUUAGGGAGAAGAGCUUGUCCUGGAUCUAUGUUUGCUACACAAGUUAGUCUCGUUACACUCGCUUGUUUGAUUCAUAGUUUUGAUUUUGAAGUGUCAGUGGAUGAAGUUGUUGAUAUGAGAGAAGGUUUAGGUAUAACCUUGCCCAAGCUAACUCCAUUGCAAGUUCUUUUGACACCACGAUUACCCUAUGAACUCUAUCAAUAA
Messenger RNA from Vicia faba (fava bean), 1368 nucleotides. The record is from the annotation of a GenBank genome assembly. NCBI's taxonomy places the organism in Eukaryota, Viridiplantae, Streptophyta, Magnoliopsida, Fabales, Fabaceae.